This is a messenger RNA of Fraxinus pennsylvanica, 867 nucleotides long. The record is from the annotation of a GenBank genome assembly. NCBI's taxonomy places the organism in Eukaryota, Viridiplantae, Streptophyta, Magnoliopsida, Lamiales, Oleaceae.
AUGCCGGCCGGAGAAUACCGUCAGUCAUCACGAGAGUCCGGAUCUGGCGAAGAGGAGGCUUGGUUGUGGGGUCAGAUUAAGGCCGAGGCUCGGCGCGACGCUGAGGCUGAGCCGGCUUUAGCCAGCUACUUGUACUCCACUAUCCUCUCUCACUCUUCGCUGGAGCGUUCUCUGUCUUUCCACCUGGGCAACAAGUUGUGCUCCUCCACGCUUUUAUCGACGCUGCUUUACGACCUCUUCCUCAAUUCCUUCUCCACCGAUGUAAACCUCCGUUCCGCCACCGUCGCCGACUUGCGCGCCGCCCGCUAUCGUGACCCUGCCUGCAUUUCUUUUUCUCACUGCCUUCUUAAUUACAAGGGUUUCCUCGCUUGCCAGGCCCAUCGAGUGGCUCACAAACUCUGGACUCAAACUCGGAAGCCUCUCGCACUUGCAUUACAAUCUCGCAUCUCCGAUGUCUUCGCUGUCGAUAUCCACCCAGCCGCAAAAAUUGGCAAAGGCAUCCUUUUUGAUCAUGCAACUGGAGUGGUGGUAGGCGAGACAGCUGUAAUUGGAAACAAUGUUUCAAUUCUCCACCAUGUAACUUUAGGUGGAACUGGCAAAGUUAGCGAUGAUCGGCACCCCAAAAUCGGCGAUGGAGUGUUGAUUGGUGCAGGAGCAACAAUACUAGGCAAUAUUAAGAUUGGCGAAGGAGCAAAGAUUGGUGCGGGGUCAGUGGUUUUGAUAGAUGUGCCCCCAAGGACGACGGCAGUGGGGAAUCCGGCUAGGUUGGUCGGAGGAAAAGAGCAGCCAACAAAGCAUGAGGAAAUUCCAGGAGAAUCGAUGGAUCAUACUUCGUUUAUUUCUGAAUGGUCGGAUUAUAUCAUAUGA